Eremomyces bilateralis CBS 781.70 is the source of this 1152-nucleotide messenger RNA. Its product is annotated as malonyl CoA-acyl carrier protein transacylase. Lineage: Eukaryota; Fungi; Ascomycota; Dothideomycetes; Eremomycetales; Eremomycetaceae. The transcript is spliced from 2 exons. Gene Ontology annotation, biological process: fatty acid biosynthetic process. The record is from RefSeq and is a predicted model, not a curated record. The annotation marks the transcript as partial. Gene Ontology annotation, cellular component: mitochondrion. Gene Ontology annotation, molecular function: [acyl-carrier-protein] S-malonyltransferase activity.
GGGCAGUUAAGGUGGAGCAGUAAUUCUACCGUGGAAACCAAAGCGUCGAGCAAGAAACGCCCGCGGACAGCAAUCUUCUUUCCUGGCCAAGGUGUCCAACGCGUCGGCAUGCUCCAACCCUGGCUCUCCACCUUCCCUCGCACCGCCCAACCCUUCCUCGACGAGCUCGACGCCCUCCUCCCCAUGACCCCCUCUCUCACCUCCAUCAUCCAAUCCGGCUCCAACGCUACCCUCACCGCCACCGCCAACUCCCAGCCCGCCAUCAUGGCCACCUCCGUCCUCAUCCUCCGCAUCCUGCAACAGGAGUUCGGCCUCGACCUCCCCGGCCGCGUCGACUUCACCCUCGGCCACUCGCUCGGUGAGUUCGCCGCCCUGGUCGCCGGCGGAUACCUGGCGUACGCGGACGCGGUGAAGAUGGUGCGGGCGCGCGGCGAGGCGAUGGCAGCGUGCUCGGUUGAGGCGCGAAAGGUCGCCGGCGACGUGGGCAUGGUGGCACUGGUGUGCGAGGACGAAGGGCGGAUGAAGGAUCUGAUCCGCGACAUCACGGAGUUCGUGACGGCGGGGCAAGGGAAAUCGGACAGUGCGGAGGACCUGGCGCCGGUGCAGCAGGUGUUAAUUGCGAACGUCAACAGCCGGAAUCAAAUCGUGCUGAGCGGGACGAUCGAGCGGAUUCGGGCGCUAUUGACGAAUUUGAGGCAGUUUGGUGGACAUGAUCCGCGGGCGGUGCGGUUGAAGAGUGAUAGUCCGUUUCACAGCCCCAUGAUGGCGCCGGCGGAGAAGUCGGUGCGGAAGCUGCUGAGCGAGAAAAGUUGCGUGACGGGUGGGGAUAUGGUGGCCUUCCCGGGCGAUUUGAUCGCCAUUAGCAACAUCACGGCGCAACCGUUCCGGAGCAAAGCGGACGUGGAAGAUUUGCUGGCUCGACAAUGCGUCGAGACGGUGCAGUGGUGGGAGAGCGUGCGGUACUUAGACCGCGAGGAGAAAGUUCGGCGAUGGAUUGGCGUGGGGCCGGGCAAGGUUGGGAGGAACCUCGUGGGCAAGGAGGUUGGUAUGAAAGGCGCCGGGAAGGGCGGAGGCGUCUGGGGCAUCACGAGUCCGAAAGAAGCGGAGGAAUGCAUGCGAGGAUUGGAGCAGACAGAAGAAGCGGGAGAGGAA